Messenger RNA from Dovyalis caffra, 192 nucleotides. Lineage: Eukaryota; Viridiplantae; Streptophyta; Magnoliopsida; Malpighiales; Salicaceae. The record is from the annotation of a GenBank genome assembly.
AUGGAAAGUAAGGAAGUGCAAAAGAGGAAAUGGAAGAUUAGCAAAAGGCAAGAGCACCCUGCCACACCGAGUACGGGUGGUUCCCAGUUCGGUGGGCAAUUGGCAAAUGACCUCCUGAAUCCUGAUGACAUCACAAAAAGAUCAACGUUGCAAUGGGGAUUUCAAUCAGCAGCAUUCGGAGUGGCUAAAUAA